Molecule: messenger RNA, 3024 nt
Organism: Daphnia pulex (common water flea)
Lineage: Eukaryota; Metazoa; Arthropoda; Branchiopoda; Diplostraca; Daphniidae
Exons: 1
Coding region: 1-3024 (1007 amino acids)
Source: RefSeq, a predicted model, not a curated record
AUGGUAAACCCGCGGGUGAUGACGGCUCAUCAACCUCCUCCUCCAAAUGAGGCGGAUUUUGCUGCUGAACCACUGCCCAAUGAUGGGGCAGAUGACUUUGCUGACCCGCCGGAUGAUGACGGGCUUCCUACUCCACCAAAGCUUACGGACCAGCAGCGUCAGUGGAAUGCGACAUUUCACUCUCUUCUGCCGACAGAUCUCGAGGGCCUGUCGGCUCUCUCCCAAGAAAUUGCUACCGCUGCUGCCGAACGCAAAGACGCAGCCCCGCCAGACCAAUCCCGAGAUGCCGUGCCCACUCAGCGGGGUACACGUCGAGCCCCACCUCGACGUCAACAGUACAACCCUCAAGAUGCUUCAGAAAUUCAAAAGCUCUACCGGAUUGACAGAAAUAAGGCGAUGACUCACAUUCUCGCCGAACCAUCUCCCUAUUGUGCGGCAGAUCCAGCUGCGAUCGAGGCCCACCUCUCAACAAUUUUUUCCGGAACUGACCAUCCAUGGUCAGACCCGCCGCCUUGCGUGCCGGAAUUCACCCAGACAACUACACCCGAAGAACUGACCUUCCUUACUGCGCCCAUUACACCGCGAGAAGUAGCGAACCGUCUCCAGCGGAUGAAAAACACAGCACCUGGACCAGAUUGCGCCCGAUAUGCUGGUCUACGACGGGCUGACCCAGGCUGUCAUACGCUGGCCCUUAUAUAUUCCCGCUGUCUUGCCCAGGCCCAAGUUCCCCUGGCAUGGAAAGAAUCCACUACGGUCCUCAUCUACAAAGCUGGCGACCGGGACAACUUGAACAACUGGCGACCGUUAUCACUCGGGAAUACGAUUGCCAAACUUUAUUCUGGAGUCUUGGCUGAUCGUGUCUCACGGUGGGCGGAAGAUGGAAAACGGAUUUCCCCCCAACAAAAAGGCUUUACUCGCCACGACGGCUGCCUUGAACAUAACUUCAUUCUUCAAUCUGCAAUCAACCAAGCCCGGCGCACUGGCCAAGAACUUUGUGUGGCGUGGUUGGAUUUGGCCAACCCCUUCCCAUCGGUACCUCAUAACCACAUUUUUGGUACUCUCUCUCUUCUAGGGCUUCCUGCUGAAUUGAUUGCUGUCAUUCGUGAUCUCUACACGGAUACUACAACACGGGGGAUGACAUCUACCGGUUUGACGGCCCCAAUCCCUCUAUCUGCUGGAGUCAAACAGGGUUGCCCACUGAGCCCUGUCGUCUUCGAUCUUGCAAUGGAGCCCAUCAUCCGGGCCGUAGUGGCGCUUAAACCGCUCUCCUUCAAGCUCGGCCUUAUUGACCAGUCGACUCUGGCUUUUGCGGACGAUCUAUCUCUCCUGGCCAAAAACGAUGUUGCUCUUCAACGGCAACUUGAUGUUGCAUCCGAAACGGCAGACUGGUGUGGCCUCACUUUCAAGCCUUCAAAAUGUGCCACUCUUCAUAUCCUCAACCGUGAAACGGUUGAUUCUGUCUUCACCAUCGACGAAAACCCUCUGGCGGUGCUGGGAGAAGGUCAACACUACCGCCACCUAGGUGUCCCUACUGGAUUCCGCAACAAACAAACUCCGGAAGAAUCUCUUGCCAAAAUUGGGACCGACCUGGAUCUUUUAGACGCCAGUCUACUCGCCCCUUGGCAGAAAAUCGACGCCGUUGUCACGUUCCUAGUGCCCCGCCUCGAUUUUAUCCUCCGCGGUGCUGACGUGAGAGUUAAGCCUCUGUCUAAAUUAGACAAAACCAUGAAGAAAUGCGUCAAAAAAUGGAUGAAUCUUCCGCAACGGGCUAGUGCAGAAGUUGUUUUUAUUCCCAGCCCACUAGGUGGAGCUGGUAUCUUUCCCUUUAGUGAUAUGCGCAACGUCUGUGCCGUAACUCACGGAUAUAGGCUACUCACUUGCCCCGAUGACUCCGUCCGCGAAACGGCAUGGGAAACUUUAAAAACCGCGGUGCAGCUGAAAAUUCGCCAUGUGCCGACUAUGGAUGAUGUUGCGUCAUAUCUUAAUGGCGCCACUGAUGGUGAAAUGGCCAAAACUAACGGGGAUGUCCCAUCUCUAUGGUCACGUGUUCGCAUCUGUACUCGUGCUCUUCGCCGUACCGCCGACAUCCAGUGGUGGUGGUGCGCCACCCGUGGCGAAAUGCAACUCAUCGUUCCCCGCCCAGACAAGGAGCCGAAUCAAGCACGAGCCCACCCAGCGGCCCGUCGUCAAGUAUGCAGCCUCCUUAAAACGGCCCUUCGAGCUGCCUAUCUGCAGCGCCUACUCAAAAAACCUGAUCAGGGAAAAGUGUAUUCCGUGACCAGUCUCAGAAGUGAAUCCAAUCACAUGAUGAAAUCUGGCCUCUACACCCGCUUCGCUGAUUGGCGUUUCCUUCAUCGAGCUCGACUGGAUACCAUGCCCCUCAACGGAACGCGUCGGUUUGGCAACGGCAGCAAACGCUGCCGUCGUUGCAACAACAUACUGGAAUCCCUUCCACAUGUCUUAAGCCAUUGCAAAUAUGUCAGCCGACCACGAGCCCUUCGACACCAUGCCACUGUCCAUCGCCUUGCUAAAGGCACACCGGCCAUUGCCGGCACUACCAGUGAGGAUCGGAAAAUUCCUGGCACCAGCUGUCAGCUCCGUCCUGACCUUGUGGUGACUAACGCACUCACGCGUUCCAUUUCAAUCAUCGACGUCGCAUAUGUCUUCGAAAACAAAUACGAAGCCUUCCAACUGGCCAGAUCAGGCAAAAUUCAAAAGUAUUCCCUUCUGGCUGAUGAGCUUCGUUCCCAAGGCUGGGAUGUCUAUCUCAACGCUUUCAUCGUUGGGGACCUUGGUGGAUGGGACCCCGAUAAUGAAACGGUCAUCCGCCAGCUCCGGAUUAGUAAAAGCUGCGCCAAGCUAAUGAAGAAGCUUAUCAUCAGCGACACUAUCCGGUGGUCGCGGGACAUCUAUGUUGAAUUCAUCAGUGGCAAGCGGCAAUACCAGGAAGUGGCUCCAACCAACCCAAUCCCGGCGCAUCCGCGCUGCGAUCCUGCUCGGAUUGAACAACCUGGCGAAGAAUAA